Molecule: messenger RNA, 2325 nt
Organism: Morchella importuna
Lineage: Eukaryota; Fungi; Ascomycota; Pezizomycetes; Pezizales; Morchellaceae
Exons: 8
Coding region: 1-2325 (774 amino acids)
Molecular function (GO): ADP binding
Source: RefSeq, a predicted model, not a curated record
AUGGCCCUGCAGAAGCGCCGUGGUUCAUUCCUCGAUAACACACUUGAAAUCAGCAAAAAACAAAAGAUCGGGGAAGAUAAAGGCAAACAGACAGUCGGAAGGCCUUACGCAACCACAUUUCGCAUCUCGGAUAUCGAUAUCAAAUUGUCCAAGGAUGAUGUGUUGCGGCACGUGAAAGAACGAUUUUUGACCGAUAAUGAUGAAUCAAUUCAAAUUAAAGGGUCGUCGCUUGCGCCUUCGCCGGUGGAUCAGGAUAGAUAUCAGGUCGCGACUGUAACAUUCGACAAGGUGCCAUCUGCGCUAGUUGAUUGCUUAGGGUCCCAAAUACCAAAUCCUUUCCAAAUACCCCUGGGAAAUCAUCGAUCGACAACAUUCAUUGAGUCUGCGUUCAUUGGGUUGACACCCCUAAAUGAUAAUAGCAACGUGAAUUUCGAUGUUGACUUAAUAUUUGUUACGGGGCUGGCGGGCCAUGCAUUUGGAUCAUGGAAAGCAACCAAUUCUUAUAUAAUGUGGAUUAGAGAUUUCUUGGAGGGAGACAUUGAGCACCGCCAAGCACCUCGAGUUCGCAUCCUCACUUAUGGAUAUGAUUCCCCACUACUGUGCAACACCUCCACAGCCGGCAUCACAGAGUUUGCGCAAGGUCUACUAGAAUCUGUGACGAAUGCUCGCCGGUUGUCUGAUCAACAGGAACGUCCAAUUGUGUUUGUUGCGCAUAGCCUUGGAGGUAUUGUGGUCAAAAAGGCUCUGGUUAGGGCGUCAAGGGGUACAGACCAUCAUAGAAAGGUACUUCGGGCCACAUAUGCAUUGAUUUGUCUGGGCGUGCCAAACCGAGGCAUGAGGAACGACGAAUUAAAAAAAAUGGUAAAGGGACAGCCAAACGAGAGGUUGAUAUCGGACCUGGGAAUGAGAUCAGAGACUCUACAACAAUUGCACGAUGCCUUUUCUAGAAUAUUCUCCGUCACAGACUCCAAUGUUAUCUCCGUCUACGAGACACAACUAUCAAACACUGUUCAGAUGAAUGAAUCUGGUCAAUGGAACAGGGGCGGCGCACCUAGCUUGAUGGUACCAAGAGAAUCAGCGACAAGGUCAGCUCAUACGGAGGCAUCCCGCGAUCAGCUGCCGAGGAAUGUGGACCAUUCUGCUCUGGCAAAGUUCAGCUAUAGAGAUGAAGAUUACCAAAAUCUUCGUGGAAGAAUAUUCGACUGUGUGGAUAAAUCAGUCAGGACGAUCCGAACUCGAUUUCUGAGCGACACGCAAGAAUGCCCCCGCCUCGGUUCCGCAUCCACCAAGCUUUAUCAACUACCCUUUGAGCUGGUCUUUUCGAGAAAUUCGAACUUUACGGGGGGGGAGGAUCCGCUAGUCAAUAUUCAUGAAAGAAUCAUGCACGGAGGAUUUAAGGAAGUAAUACUCUCUGGCCUCGGGGGCGUUGGUAAAACCAACAUUGCGUUGGAAUAUGCAUAUAGAUACCAGCAAUGCUUCACAUCUGUUUUCUGGGUAAAUGGAUCAAGCGAAGAGACAAUACUUGAUGGUUUCAGAAGCAUCGCGGGUCGAUUGAUAGAUCACUAUGCACGACAUUCGAUAGAUGCUACACCGAACUAUAACCGCAUUGCACUGGACCUCAGCCUCAAUGGCCUAGUUGAUGAGAAUGGGCGGCUCUCGCUAGGAAAUGAAAGUAAAAAUCUUAUAAUAGCUUCAGUGAAGCAGUGGCUUAGCCAACAGGGCAACCGGGAAUGGCUUCUGGUACUCGAUAACGUCGAUGACCUGGAGAGCUUCAAUAUAGACUCCUUUAUACCAACAUGCGACCAUGGUGCGGUCAUCAUCACGACGAGUAGGAGGCGGCCUGAAUGGCUGAGUAAGUCGGUUGAACUGACCGAAAUGGAUUCGGGGGAUGCAGUGCAUCUACUCCUAAGGAUUGCUCGACUCAAUGAAAGAGAACCAGAAAAUGACGGAAAAGAAGCGGCAGCGGAACUUACCAAGAAGCUUGGGAAUCUACCGCUUGCGCUCGUACAGGCUGGAGCCUACAUCAGCGCUAAUCGAAUAACCCUUCGUUCCUAUAUCAAUACUUUUGAUGCGCAUUUCAAAUUGGCUUUCAGUGACUUACCACAUGGAAGUAGCUAUACGCAGCAUGACAAAACCGUCUUUACCACAUGGCAAACAUCCUUCGAUGCUAUCAAGCGUACAUCAAGUGAUGCUUCUGAUCUUUUGAUUGUUUGCUCAUUUCUUUCCAAUGAGGACAUAUGGGAGUUUAUGCUUCAGCAUGGAAAACAGAUAGAUGCUCUGCACGGGUACAUUUCCAAGUUCACUGACACGACUGAUAGAGAUUAA